GGAAAUUUUUUUUGUUUGAUCAACUUUGUAACGGUCUGAGUUCUCACAGGAAAACGGGCAGCAUCUCCUGAAAGUCGAGUUUGCAAUCUUACCCUCCUUUCUCCAAGAUGAACAGAAUUAUUCUUCAACUUUUUGCAGUCGGAUUCUGCUUUGCUGUCGGCCAAGCCCUGCAGUGCUACAAAUGCAAACUCGGCUUCUGGAAUCUGUGCAUAACCACAAAGGACACUUGUGACGAGGGAGAACAUUGCUUCAGUGGUGUUGGGACGGCAGCCUCCUUCAUGAAUAUCACGAUGAAGGGCUGUCUAGCUGAGGCCGACUGCAACAGCACCAAAGAGGUAAACUUUCCCAGCAGCAGCUCCAACACCACCGUCUACACCAUGACCAAGACGUGCUGCAACACCGACCUGUGCAACGCCGCGCCCGGUCUGCCGGGGGCCUCCGGGCUCAGCCUGACCUUCGCCACCAUCACUGCUCUGCUUGUGGCCAAAGUCCUGGUUUGACAGAGGAUAUAGGGGAUACAUGGAUGACACACAGUGCAUACACAUAUAAAAACACACACACUACAUGUUGCGCACACACACGAGCACUACCAGGAUUAAAUCAAAUGCCCUCCUCAGACAUGAGCUCUGUGGUUUUGCAACUUUUAUUUCUCCACAUGGGUCUUGUGUUUACUAUCCUUGAGGUGUAUUGUACUACUCACACAAGUGUAUAUCUCAGUUAAAAUUUAUUUCACUCUUUGUUUUUGGAUUUUUAGUAUGUAUAAGCCCUCAUUUCACUGCAGGAGAUGUUAAAAAUGUUAGCGGACAGACAAUUUAAAGUCUAAAAUGAGUGUUUAACACUGACAGGAUGCAAGUUCCCUGCCGUUAACUUGAAGGAGCAGUCUGAAGUUUUGUUACAAUGUCGGUCAGCAGCUGAGUCACAUGUUGGGUAUAUCGCUGUAUGACUAUCUAGGACAGAUGGUGCUGUUUGCUAUAGCUUAAGGGAAUAGUUUGACACUUUGGAAAAUGUGCUCAUUCAGCUUUUUAAAAAAAAAAAAAAAAAAAAAAAAAAAAACUUUUUGGCCAAGAGUUGCAUUAGAUUUGAUAUCAGUCUCAUGUCUGUGUGAAAAAUACGAAGCUAGUAACCAGGCGCAGUUAGCUUAGCUUAGCAUAAAGAAUGGCAACAGCUGGAAAUGGCUAGCCUGGCUCUGUCUAAAGGUUUAAAAAAAAAAAAAAAAAAAAAAAAAAAAAAAAAAAAAAAAAGAAAACCCACCUGCUGCAGCUCCAGCUCUGUCACUCCGCUUGGCUAAUGUUUCCACUUUUGCCACAGCCUCCUCUCUCUGUUGACAGUCCUACCUUGAGCUGAAACUGGAAAAAGGAGACUUUCCCUGAAAGCUCUCACAUCUGACCUGGACUGGCAAAGACUGGUACUGGACUGGUGAAGGGAUAAAACACACAGAUAACUAAUGUGUUCAACAACUGUGAUUUUGUUACCUGUAGUCAGAACCAGGCUAGCUGUUUCCCCUCGUUACCGGUCUUUAUGUCAAGCUAAGUUAACUGUGUUCUGGCUGUAGCUUCAUGUUUGUCCUGCACACAUGAAGGUUGUAUCAAUUUCCUAAUCCAACUCUCUGGUAGAAGGGGAGUACGUUCAUUUUCCAAAUUGUCAAACUAUUCUUUUAAUUUAUUGCCUUUGACCCACUGUAAUGUCAUUUUAAAGUCAUAAUAUUCAAAAGCCAAUAUAUGAUUUCAAAGCUUCCAUAAACAUUUCUUACUUCUAUUCAUUUCAUUUUAUUGCCAGUUGCUUUGCAUUCACUUUAUUACCAUGUCGCUAACAUAAUGUAAAUGGGGCCCUUGGCUUUUGUCUUGCAGUAUCUGUGAACCUUUUUCUUUUGGACUACAGCAGCUUCAUUAACUCUGUGUGUAACCGUAACUGUUAUAUUUUUGAUAUUGGUAGAAACGUUUGUCUUGCUAGUUUUGGAUGUAUGUAUGUGGAGAACGUGAUGAAAUCAAUCAUAUUGUGUUUGGAGACUGAAAAGUAAUUGAGAUUACACAAAUUUCAAGUAUGUCUAUUCAAAUCAUUCUCUAUUUUGUAUUGGCUUGUGUUUCCGCAUUAAUCACUGAUUAUUAAAGAUCAGUUACCGCUCCCUGAAUUUGACACAUCUGGCAUUACUCCCAAAAACAGAAACAUGUAGGUGAGUGUGAAUGUUUUUUGUGAAAUUGGUCAUAUAGAUAAUUUGAAGACAGCAAUAAAAAAAAUCAAAGUGGGGGAAAAAC
This is a messenger RNA of Seriola aureovittata, 2252 nucleotides long. It is a transcript of the gene spaca4l, whose product is annotated as sperm acrosome associated 4 like. Gene Ontology annotation, cellular component: membrane. The record is from RefSeq and is a predicted model, not a curated record. Gene Ontology annotation, molecular function: transmembrane receptor protein serine/threonine kinase activity. The transcript has 3 exons. The coding region runs from base 108 to 500 and encodes 130 amino acids. NCBI's taxonomy places the organism in Eukaryota, Metazoa, Chordata, Actinopteri, Carangiformes, Carangidae.